AGUCGGAGGUGUCCGCGGUGGCGCUGGGUGUGAUGCCGGAGCCUGUGCGCUCCCUGUGCCGCCUGUUGGAGCGCUCAGUCUGCGGGGAGGACCGUGAGGACCGUGAGGACCGUGAGGACCGUGAGGACCGUGAGGACCGUGAGGACCGUGAGGACCGUGAGGACCAGCGGACAGAGGCGGAGCGGUGAAGCCCCGGGCUCCAGAGGCAGCAUGCGGCUCCAGCUGAGCCUUUACCCCGGGCUCCUGCUCACGGUGUUCGGCUUGUGCCCCUCUAUGACGAUCGGGCCGAAGGAGGGCUGGCGGGUGUUCAACUCGGCUCAGGAUGCUGAUGGGAGGUGCAUCUGUACCGUGGUGGCCCCAGAGCAGGGCCUGUGCUCCAGAGACGCUAAGAGCCGACAGCUACGGCAGCUCCUGGAGAAGGUCCAGAACAUGUCUCAGUCCAUAGAGGUGUUGAACCUUCGCACACAGAGAGACUUCCAGUACGUGAUGAAGAUGGAGAAUCAGAUGAAAGGCCUGAGGACCAAGUUCAGACAGAUCGAAGAGAGGAAGUCCAUCAUGGAGCGGAACUUCCAGGAGAUGAAGGAGAAGAUGGACGAGCUGAAGCCGCUGAUCCCGGUGUUGGAGCAGUACAAAAUGGACGCCGCUCUCAUCUCUCAGUUUAAGGAGGAGAUCAGGAACCUGUCGCUGGUGCUGGCGGGGAUCCAGGAGGAGCUGGGAGCCUACGACUACGACGAGCUGUACCAGAGGGUCCUGCGGCUGGACAGCAGGCUCCGCUCCUGUAUGGGCAAACUCACUUGUGGCAAAUUAAUGAAAAUCACUGGACCUGUGACUGUAAAGACCUCGGGGACUCGGUUUGGAGCCUGGAUGACCGACCCCCUCGCAGCGACCAGGAACAACAGGAUCUGGUACAUGGACAGCUACACCAGCAGCAAGAUCGUGCGUGAAUUCAAAAACGUGGAGGACUUCGUGUCGGGGGUGGUGUCCAGGACCUACAGCCUCCCGUUCAAAUGGGAAGGAACCAACCACCUGGUGUACAACGGCUCGCUGUACUACAACAAGUACCAGAGCAACAUCAUCGUCAAGUACAGCUUCGACACGGGCAGCGUCCUGGCACAACGAGCUUUAGAAUUCGCCGGAUUUCACAACAUGUACCCGUACACGUGGGGCGGGUACUCCGACAUCGACGUCAUGGCGGACGAGCUGGGAAUGUGGGUGGUGUACGCGACCAAUCAGAACGCGGGGAACGUGGUGAUAUCUCAGAUCGACCCGGACACGCUGCAGGUGCUAAAGACGUGGAACACGGAGUACUCCAAGAGGAACGCCGGCGAGUCCUUCAUGAUCUGCGGGACGUUGUACAUCACUAAUUCUCACCUGUCUGGAGCUAAAGUUUACUACGCCUACUCCACCAAAACCUCCACGUACGAGUACAUAGACAUCCCCUUCCACAAUCAGUACUUUCACAUCUCCAUGCUCGAGUAUAACGCCAGAGAGCGGGCGCUGUACGCCUGGAAUAACGGGCACCAGGUCGUUUUCAACGUGACCCUUUUCCACGUCAUCACAACAGAAGACGACUCUUAGGCUGGAGAGGGACUUGACUUUGGGAGGACGGACUGAAGCGGGACUGAAGCAGGACUGAAGCGGCUCUCGUUCUGAAGGACCUCGACGCUGGAGCUGCCCCAAAAUGAACUCGUUGCUUUUACUUGAACUGUUUUUUUUUCUAAAUUGUGAAUUCAGAUGUGGCAGAAAAAAGCAUGAACCCAAAUGAGACUUUACAUCACCAAAGUAUCAGAUUAUUACGAUUAAACCUGAUGCACUUCCUCCUUUGGUUUGGUUUAAAGCUCCACAUUUACACUUAAUCUGAAAGACCUGGACCUGUGUUUCAUUCACACGUUUCACACAUAAACCUGCAGAUUUAGGCUGAGUUCUUCUCUCAGACUGAAAACACUCUGUUCCACCUUGUGAUGUCAUCAUGUGGUGAUACAGGAAGUGCUCCACUGUGUUUUUAAACUCCACACACCUUCAUUUAUAGAAUCAUUUGGAUCAUUUCAGUCCUGGAGUUGUCUCUUAUCUCGACUGAACUAAAGGUAAAAGGAGGAGUUAACAUGAAAACUACCACCUGAUGACAUCACAAGGUGGAACGUCGCAUUUUGAUCUUUGUAGAUGUUACAGACUAAUAAUAAAGUGACUCAAACAUGUGAAUGAAACAAAACACAACUCCAAGUCUGUUUUUGAGGAGGAAACAUUAAAACAUGAAAAUCACAAUCAACUCAAUAAAUUCUGAAGAAAAUCUGACUGAGACUUUGGUGAUUCUCACAAACCUGCUGUUUUUUCUGUUUCUCUUUUGUGUUUCACGUGAGCGGCCAUGUUUGUUUUUGACACUAAUGGACCCUGCUUCUCUCUGAUUGGUUAAUCCACCUGUCAAUCACGCCCUCUGUGGACGAUGAGACGCCACGCGGCUCCAGGGUCAGAGAGGGAGGGAGUGGACAGGUCACAAAACAAGAGCACUUUGGUCAGAGGAGGAGGUCAGAGGAGGAGGUCAGAGGAGGCGGUCAGAGGGGCCGAUGGCACAGAUUGUCAGUCGCGCUUCGAUCCUUCUACCCCAGGGCAGCUAUGGCUCCACCAGCAGCAUGUCGCCACUAGAGGCGCCAUUACAAAAGACACACUAUGUAACUUCCACCACCUGCUCGUCUCCAUAGAAACGUUAUUGCUUUGCCUGGAAUGUUCCACAGUAUGGCAUUAAACUGAUCUAUUUUUAAGUCACAGUUACAGGUCUGAUCUGUGUAAAGGACGCUCGCUCUCACUGUACGGAUGCGUGAUGUAAUGUAUUUUAGAGCAUGUGUUAAUUAUUAAUGCCACACUGUGGGAUAUUCCAGGGAACAUUUCCAUGGAGACAGACCAAACACCAGAAAAGUUACACAGUGGACCUUUAGUAGCUGUGGUCAUAAUGUUUUGGCUGGUCUCAUGUUUUUUGUGUUUACGUUGGUCUGAAGCUGAAGCUUUUGUGCAUGACGUCACGUUUGUUUCACGUUUGUUUCUCGUUUGUUUCUCGUUUGUUUCUCGUUUGUUUCUCGUUUGUUUCACGUUUGUUUCUCGUUUGUUUCUCGUUUGUUUCUCGUUUGUUUCUCGUUUGUUUCUUCAGACGCUGCUGUAACUGUGUUUUUGUCUGAACGACGUCAGUUUAAACUAUUUAAAUCUAUAGACGCUGUGGUUUAUUUAAAGGAGCCUGUAACUUACUGCUGUCCCUUUGUCCACGUGAACAAAAACAUUUGUAUUUUUUAUAAACGCGUCAUAUUUGUCUGUUUCAUGAUUAAAUAUUGUACAUUUCAUU
Messenger RNA from Periophthalmus magnuspinnatus, 3328 nucleotides. It is a transcript of the gene olfm3a, whose product is annotated as olfactomedin 3a. Bases 211 to 1578 code for a protein of 455 amino acids. Gene Ontology annotation, biological process: signal transduction. The record is from RefSeq and is a predicted model, not a curated record. Lineage: Eukaryota; Metazoa; Chordata; Actinopteri; Gobiiformes; Gobiidae. The transcript is spliced from 6 exons.